Homarus americanus (American lobster) is the source of this 3752-nucleotide messenger RNA. RefSeq names its product MOB-like protein phocein (gene Mob4). The transcript is spliced from 5 exons. NCBI's taxonomy places the organism in Eukaryota, Metazoa, Arthropoda, Malacostraca, Decapoda, Nephropidae. Gene Ontology annotation, cellular component: cytoplasm. Bases 84 to 755 code for a protein of 223 amino acids. The record is from RefSeq and is a predicted model, not a curated record.
UCAUUUAUUAACGUAGGGACGACAAUAAAAAACAUUUCUCUAUUGACAUACGAAGAAUAGAACACAGGCAUAUAUCAGUUGAGAUGAAGAUGGCGGACCAAACUGUCGUUUUGCGGAGGAAUCGGCCAGGGACUAAAGCCGAGAAUUUUUAUCGGUGGUGUGAUGAAGCUUAUGAGGAGAUGGACUCCACUCUAGUAGUUCAACAGUACAUUCAACAAACCAUCCGUCUCGACCACAAUAAUAUUGACACCAUUCUUAAUGCGCCGGAGACCCAAGAUGAGGGAGUUUGGAAAUAUGAACACCUUAGGCAAUUUUGUAUGGAGCUGAAUGGCUUAGCUGUCCGAUUACAAGGAGAAUGUCAGCCAGCUACUUGUACACAGAUGACAGCAACAGAACAGUGGAUAUUUUUAUGUGCGGCCCACAAAACCCCAAAGGAAUGCCCAGCCAUUGAUUACACACGACACACACUCGACGGAGCUGCAUGCCUUCUUAAUUCCAACAAGUACUUUCCUAGCAGAGUGAGCAUCAAGGAGUCAUCUGUGGCCAAGUUAGGGUCAGUGUGUCGGCGGGUUUACAGGAUAUUCUCUCAUGCUUACUUCCACCACAGACAAAUCUUUGACGAAUUUGAGACGGAAACUACUUUAUGUCGACGGUUCACAGUUUUCGUGACUAAAUAUAAUUUGAUGUCUCGAGACAAUCUUAUCGUUCCGAUCUUGGAGGAUGAAGGUGCUGGACAGGGGGAAUCUGAAGCUUAGAGAAAAACCAAGAAAACAGAUUACUGUACUGCCAUUUAUGAACAGUAACCAGUGGGUAAGUUAUAUGGGUCUGUUGCUUAAAUUUGCUUCGACUGGAUCUGAAUGCAAAAAUACCUUGAUUAUGUGCAGCUUCACUCAUUGUACAGGAUGGUCAAGUGUGCUAUUGAAGUACCUCUUUUUGUCUUAAGAGUUGUUCUAGUAAGUUGGAAAUACAAUGGGCCCGGAGUCUCAAAGGUUCUCAUGCUAUACUGUAAAUAGCAGUGUUAGUGUGAACUGACUGACUGACUGCUCAUGUCAUGGGCUCCACAUUGCUCCCAAUGCUCUUGUACAAUAAACAACUUCCACAAUGCUGUGGUGAUCAUUGUUGUGCUGUAGUUCAUUGUACAUUUAAAUGGAGAAAUUUAUCAUUUGGUCCUCUGAGAACAUGGAUACUAGAUCAUGCAUUUCGGAGGAUGUACUUGCCCUAUUUGAUAUUAAUGAAUGUAAAUGGCUUUAGUUUUUAAACUUAAGAGUAAAGAACUAAUAAGUGAAACAAUGACUUCUGAACUGAUAAAUAUGGAGUCAUGAACACCAUUACUUUUACUACAGAAUUUGGGUUAAAUGUAAUGGAGCUUGUCUGCUUUUACUAUUUCAGUUUAGACUGGGAAAGAUAAUAUUAUGUUAUUAAAUAUUUAUACUGUACAUUUUAAUUCAUUGUCAUAAUCAUUAAUUUUAAUCUAGUAAAAUGACAAAAAUUUAACUUUGUGUUUUGAUAAUUUUAAGCAAUGUCAUAAAGUAGGCUUAUCUUGUUUGGCCAAGUUCAGUGAAGGGGGUUUCUGUAUUUAUUAUCAGUCCUGGGUCUUUUAAAUGCUUAGUACUGACAGUAAAGUGCACAGAACAUCUCAUAAAAGGACUGAGAUAAAGUAGAUAAGACGACUAUGGUAAUCCCCUCAGAUAAUUAGGUAAAGAAACAUGCAUAUUAUGGACACCUAAAGGAGUAAAUCAUAAAAUUUAUACAUUAGUUUGAAAUUACUGUAUAUUUGAGUGUAUAACUGAAUGAAGUCUUAAAUUUUUUGACAGUGAAGUACUGUAUACUUUUCCAAAAUACAGUACUUUGUUAAGGGUGUAUCAUUUUAUGUAUGAUCAAAAAUAUGGAAGAUUUUUAUUUAUUUUAUAUACAAAGUUUUAUGAUUUGUGUUUAUCAAUUUUGUGAUGGAAUAUAUUUUAGAGGCAAUCAAAUAUAUUAUAUGCUUUAAAAUUUAAGGUGAAUAUGACUAUGGUACAUUUAUUCAUGUGAAAACUGAGAAAGUGUCACUCAUGAUUUCUUUUUAUGGAUUUUGGUUUCUCUGAGGGAGUUAGGUAUCACACCAUACAAUAAUGUUUUAAACAGGCUAAUUAUGACUGCAUAAAGGAAGAUUCAAAGUUGUAGUUUUAUUAUGUUGCAGGUCAACUUUGCCCUGGACCUAAUAGGCCCCAACUUAAGUUUGACAAAGAAAACCAUUAGGGUUGGUGCUCAUUAGGACUGGUUCCUGAUCCUGUUGAUUAACUUAGGUUAAGGCCUAUUAGGACCAGGAGUUAUCGACCAGUUAGGCAAGUUGAUGACCAGAUGGUAAAAUUGGUGUAUUCAUUUCCUUUGGUGUGCAUAAACAUGAUCACUCUUAAUGUCUAUACUCUUGAAUAUGGUUAACCUUCUAAUUUUGGGGUUCUUACUCAAUAAAAUCAAGGUUAUUGGUCCUGGUGAAUGUGCUAACUUUUGAGUCCUGUUGUAAGGGGCAAAUUACUCUCAAGAACAGUGGUGUGUUGUGAAGAAAAAAAAACUGCUAGGGUAAGCAAAUAACACUGUUGAUGACAUUAUAUUACUAUCAAGUACUAUGAGUAGUAGUCUACAAAAGUGUGAAACAACAAAAAUGGUUUGAUGAUUAAUAGUUAUUUUUUGUUUGUCUUUAACCUUCAUUUAUGACACCGACAAGGCAUUUAGAUAAGGUUUUUUGUUAGAUAAUUAGCAACUCUCGGUACAUUAUAAAUUAUUUCAGAUUUAUUCCUAAAUGAAAUAAAUUAUUUGGGAUGGAUUAAGGUGGUAAAAUGAAAUACUGUAUAAAUUAUUAAAAACAAAUUGAAAAUUGUUUUGAAAUCUUGCCUGUGACUUUAUGAUUGAUCUGGUAAUGCUGCAGUGCUGUAGGGGGUAAUAGCAGGGGAGCGACAACCAGGAGUACAUUGUGCUUUCCUUACUCAAAUCACUAGUAAAAGGUAUUCUACUCAGUGAUGACAACACACAUUAUUGAGGGGAAAUUCCAGCAUCGGAAUGCUUUUCCACAGCAUAUUAGAUUGCUCUGAAUCGUAUUUAUAUGGAUUUAGGAAAAAGGGUUAAUAUAAUUAAAAUUAAUUGUUUUCAUCAUAUGUCUGGCAGGGCCAUAUCAUUUUGCAUGUAAGAGGGCAGAAGAGGCUCCUGCAAAUCAAAUGUGUAUUCGAGGAAUAGAUUUUCUCGCAGCAAAUGCUCCUGUCUUGCAAAUUUCAAAAUUCUAGUCUCUUAUUACAGCAGGAGUAAAUUCACUGAGAUUUAAUACAAAAAAUGCAGUUUAUACAGUUGUGUAUACAAUGAAAUAAUAUAUAAACUAAAGAGAUAUAUUGAUUUUGAAGCAAUGAAUUUUUAUAGGGUAAGUGAUGCUUACCUUGCUUCUCAGGAAUACAUACCACUGUCCCAAAAUCAAAACCAGGGGAAGAGGUAAGGGCAGGAAAAAUUUUCAUGCUAAAAUCAUACAUUUGAUAGGUUUGGUUAGAGGCAGUUAGUCUUAGGUUAGAUUCUGGGUCUGUGGAUUCAUAGGAAGUCCUGAAGUAAUGUAGGAAUGGAGUAACCUUUGUGUAAACCACAUGUAAGAUUGGUGUAAUUUUUUUAUUUACACUUCCUAUAUUUGUGCAUCAUUUUUUCGUGAAAAAUGAAUUAUUGUGCUAGUUUCUUUUUAGAGAAUUUCAGUAUAUGUUUUCAUUCUUUGACUAAAAUACAGCCACAAAACAUGGAAA